UCAGCUGAUAGAAGUCACAUGACAGACAUUUUCGAUUUCAGACGUACAGGGAGAUCCUGAUCGAGAAGCAGGAAAAUAACAUUUAUUCACGUUUUCCAGAUUACAGAAUGUUUCUACCUAUUUCGAAAUCGUCGUGAUCAACGGGUCUUUACGUUAUGAAUUAGCUGUUUACAUCAGCGCACUCAAGUAUUCGUCUCAGGUUGUCAUCGAGCUAAAGACUUGAAGCCAACAUGAGUCCGGAGGGAAAGACCCUGCUCAACGUCGUCGUCCUGGGCUUGGGCUUCAUGGUGAUGUUUACAGCCUUUGGCACCUGCGGAAAUAUUGAACAAACUGUGAUAAAGAGCUUCAACAGUACAGAGUUUCAUGGAAGUGGCUACACAAGCAUGGCGAUUAUCUACGCAGUGUUUUCUGCCUCGAACCUCAUAGCGCCCUCCGUGAUCGCUGUCGUUGGACCUCAGCUGUCUUUGUUUUUCAGUGGACUUCUUUACAGUGCAUAUAUUGCUGUUUUCAUUCAUCCGUACACCUGGUCAUUCUACACUUUAUCUGUGUUGCUUGGAAUUGGCGCUGCGGUGCUCUGGACGGCUCAGGGGAAUCUGCUCACCAUCAACUCCAAAGAUUCCACUAUUGGGAGAAACAGUGGGAUAUUCUGGGCGUUGAUGCAGUUUAGCUUAUUCUUCGGUAAUCUCUACAUAUAUCUAGCCUGGCAUAACAAGAGUCACAUAACAGAUAAGGACCGCCAGACAGUGUUCAUCACACUCACGGUCAUCAGUCUGGUGGGAAACUUCCUGUUUUUCCUGAUCCAGCGACCAGACCCAGAACCUGCACCUGCUGACGCCUCUGAGUCACUUCUCCCGACAGAAAUCUCUGACAGCUGUGAUGUGGUUCCAUCCCAGACCCGGGGCUCUCAGGCAUUGGAGGCAUUCAAGAGAUCCAUACAGCUGGCUAUGACCAAAGAGAUGCUUUUGUUGAGCAUACCCUUUGCAUACUCUGGUCUCGAGCUCACCUUUUACAGUGGGGUGUAUGGGACGUGUUUAGGGGCCAUGACUCAGUUUGGAGAAGGCGCCAAGGGUCUCAUCGGUCUCUCUGGCAUUUUGAUCGGUGUUGGUGAAAUACUUGGAGGGGGAUUAUUUGGGAUCAUGGAUAAGUGUAACCGUUAUGGCAGAAACCCGGUAGUGUUUUUGGGUCUGGUUACCCAUGUUGUGGCGUUCUACCUCAUCUUCCUCAACAUAGCCAGUGAUGCUCCCGUGGCCCCAGAGGAAGGCACACAAAUGCAAGCUUUUAUCCAACCCAGUGUGACAGUGGCGCUGAUAUGCAGUUUCUUGCUGGGUCUGGGUGAUAGUUGCUUUAACACUCAGCUCAUCAGCAUUGUGGGGUUCUUGUUCCGGGACGACAGCGCACCAGCGUUUGCAGUCUUUAAAUUUGUACAGUCCAUCACGGCUGCGAUUGCCUUCUUCUACAGCAACUACCUUCUCCUGCACUGGCAGCUGCUCAUCAUGGUGCUGGUGGGCUUCAUGGGCACCGGGACCUUCUUUCUGGUGGAGUGGGCCGCCAUCAGCACUCGACGGGGCUCGGACUACGACAGCAUCUGACGAGAACGUCAUCUCCGGCCAUCGGCCUCAGUGAGCACUUCUGCAAACCAUUUUCCCAGACUUUAAUCUGCGGGAACACCUAGAACCAUGCAUCCAUUCUCCUUUUCAAGCCGAUCGGCUGCAUAGACUCCUUUCUUUACCUGUACAUAAAACACGUUUACUCCCCUCAGAUGGGAUCAAGGUUCAAGUGCUGUAAUGCAAUAAUAAACGGUUUAUUCACAUUUUUUUUUAACGUUUUCAAAUAGCAUUAUGCCGUGCAAUGCCAACGACCAUCUGCGGGGAAUGAGAUUUGUGAGCCUAAAUUGCACUAAAUUUCGUCACAGAAAACAUGAGAUAUCGUGACAUCAAAAGUCUAGCGCGUCAGACACUGUGCUUUGUUCGUGUUGCAGCUGGACGGAUGUGGGCUCUAUGAAUUGUGUUGGGAAAGAUAAUUCUGAAAUUCAACUUUUCCCUGAAAAACAAAAACGAGGAUAUGUGAAUGACUAAGACGAAGUUUUAUUUUAGGCGAACUACUCCUUUCAGUAGAUAUUGUACUACUUAAAUUCAGUUAUUGUUGCGAUGGUACAUUGUCUGUAUGGAAGCUUGUUUCCGCCACCAGGGAAUUAAAAAUAAGAAACGUAAUUGCGAAUUUUUAUCUCACAAUUCUGACGACUUUUUUUUAUUUUUGAGUUUAUAUCUCACAGUUCGGACUUUACAACUCCCAAUUGAGAGUUUAUAUUACAGUUCUGAGAAUAAAGUCAAAAUUGCGAGAUAUUUUAAGAAAUGCGGUCAGAAUUGAGAUCUAAAAUCGCAAUUAUGAAAGAAAAAAUUUGUGAGAUAAAAGUGUGAGAAAAAUGUCAAAAUCGUAAGAUAUUAAAUUGAGACGUACAGUCAGACAAACUCUAUUGGAGUCGACAUGAGUCGACACAAAUUACGUUUAUAUCACAUUUCUGAGCAAAAAAAGUCACAAUUGCGAGAUGUAACGUCGCAAAUCUGAGACAUAUGUUCAAAACCGAGAGAUUCACAAUUAUGAGAUAAAAAAGUCAGAAUUAUGAGAUAAAAUCACAACUGUAUUAUAAUAAUAAUUUUUUCUCCCGUUUAAGUAAGUCAUGGCCACAUUGUACUAAUUCGUUCCCUCGUUUUGAUUGACCUAAAACAAGGGGAUUGAUGAUUAUUCAUGGCCACGAUUUAGUAAAACGAGGGAACGGAUUACCGUAGUUAAAUGUGCAGAUGUAUUAUUAAUUUGUGGAAACAAAUUAGUAAUUUGUGACCACGAUAUAUUUUUUACCGUGUGGGAUGUGUGUAAUUCUGUAAAAUCGCAAGAUAUAAAUGGGGGAAGCUCAAUUCUGACUUUAUGACGCGCAAUUGCAAGUUUAUAUCACAA
Molecule: messenger RNA, 2952 nt
Organism: Pimephales promelas (fathead minnow)
Lineage: Eukaryota; Metazoa; Chordata; Actinopteri; Cypriniformes; Leuciscidae
Gene: mfsd11
Product: major facilitator superfamily domain containing 11
Source: RefSeq, a predicted model, not a curated record